This is a messenger RNA of Ylistrum balloti, 1432 nucleotides long. RefSeq names its product DNA-directed RNA polymerase I subunit RPA12-like. Gene Ontology annotation, molecular function: DNA-directed RNA polymerase activity; zinc ion binding; nucleic acid binding. The record is from RefSeq and is a predicted model, not a curated record. Gene Ontology annotation, cellular component: RNA polymerase I complex. Lineage: Eukaryota; Metazoa; Mollusca; Bivalvia; Pectinida; Pectinidae. Bases 87 to 455 code for a protein of 122 amino acids. Gene Ontology annotation, biological process: DNA-templated transcription; termination of RNA polymerase I transcription. The transcript is spliced from 4 exons.
UGUAUCAUUGCAACAUCAAUCAGUUAAAUAUUAUCCAAGAAAAAGAAACUAUUUGAAUCGCAAUAUUUUCCCAAUUUGAUUUGAAAAUGUCCAGGAAAAAAUCACAUGUGUUCACUACAGAUUUGGACUUUUGUCCCGACUGUGGAUCUGUUCUGCCAUUACCGACGUAUGAACAAUUCGUCGCAUGCAAAACGUGUUCUUUCAAAAUUGAUGUUUAUGAAUUUGAUGCUGUGAAAACCUGUUCACGAAUUGUGUUCAACACAUCGGAUAAAGCAGCUUUAAAAGCUCAGGAGGAGACUGGUGAGCUAACAGGGCCAACAGUUGACAGAAAAUGUCCUAAAUGUGGGCAUGAAGGAAUGGUGUAUACCACGAGACAAACACGAUCUGCUGAUGAAGGACAGACAGUCUUCUUUUCCUGUCCUGAUUGCAGAUUCCAGGAGAUUGAAUAUUCCUGAGUUUGAAGGAUUGCAGUUGGUAUCGGCAGUGUGUAAUCGUCAUCUGUCCAUCGUUGUCCCAUACAUGUAUUUCGGACAACGGUCACCCAAAGUAUACACGCGGAACAGUAUACAGAACUUGUUAUACCCAAGUUUUAAAUUCACAUUAGAGACAUGUCAUUGUUCAAUUAACUAUUUAGAAAUUGUUAAUUUUUUAAGAUAUUUUAUUAAUAAAUGGACAUUGUGUAGCAAUCUGUCAUUUCUGUUUUAAUGAAAAAGAUGGUAAGAAGAGGAAACAUCUUAAAGAUACAAUAUUAAAAUUGUAACUGGUAUUGGAAUGUGAUACAAGUGGAAAUGGUAUAUUUAGUGUGAUAGAAUAAGUGUAUAAGUUGAAAUAAUUAAUGAUACAGAUAACUACCCCCCUCCCCCCCAUUAAUAAUGGAUUGAAUGGAAAUUCCUAUUAUAUAUGAGACAGACAUUCUUCUUCUCCUGUCCUGAUUGCAGGUGUAUAUAAUAUAGGACAGACAUUCUUUUCCUGUCCUAAUUGCAGGUGUAUAUAUUAUAGGACAGACAUUCUUUUCAUGUCCUUAUUGCAGGUGUAUAUAUUAUAUAAGCCAACCUUCUUUUCCUGUCCUGAUUGCAGUUGUAUAUAUUAUAGGACAGCCAACCUCCUUUUCCUGUCCUGAUUGCUGGUGUAUAUAUUCAAUAUACAUAUAUAAUUAAGCUGAUGAUAACGGACGGUCAUUUUUCUUUUCCUCGCUGUAGCUUCAUCCUGUCCAUCAAUGUUUACUCUUUGUUCAUUUUGUCUUCAGAUUUAUUGUUCUGUAAUAAGUUUACUGCUGACUUUGAUGAGAAAUCAGGGGUUGAACCCUGGACUUAUUGUUCUGUAAUAAGCCUACUGACUUUGACAAGAAAUUACUUACUUACUAUUUUAUAUAUAUUUGUAGAUAUAUAUAUAUAUGAUAUAUGUUACAUGAAUAAAAAUUAACAAACAACUU